Molecule: messenger RNA, 2669 nt
Organism: Lates calcarifer (barramundi perch)
Lineage: Eukaryota; Metazoa; Chordata; Actinopteri; Centropomidae
Gene: smad6b
Product: SMAD family member 6b
Exons: 4
Coding region: 833-2308 (491 amino acids)
Biological process (GO): cell differentiation; BMP signaling pathway; regulation of transcription by RNA polymerase II
Cellular component (GO): heteromeric SMAD protein complex
Molecular function (GO): transcription regulator inhibitor activity; I-SMAD binding
Source: RefSeq, a predicted model, not a curated record
GUAGUCAGCCAAUGGCUCCACCGCUCUCCUCGGGGGCCCCGUGUGUGUGUGUGUGUAUGUGUGUGUGCGCGUAUGUGUGAGGAAGAGAGGGGGGAGAAAAAAAGAAAAAGAGAGAAACGGAGAAAGAAAGGGAUCUGGGCUGCAGUUUGGUUUAGAUCUGAGUAGAGAAGCAGGAGCGCGACACAGCCUCGGAUUGAUCCUCUACAUGUAGUUUCGGCUCGCAUGGAUAUUUUUGCUGGGAUUGUUAAAAGAAGUGCACAGACAUCUCAAGAAGACGACAAGGAUCCUGACUUCUAGUGCAUUUUCUUGGGAUUAAAUCUCCUCGAAGUACCUCAUGCUCUACGUGCCGGUGUAGAAAGUAGAUCUGAGGUUGUUAAAAGUCCUAAACUGUUUGAGGCUGCGGGUUGCCGUCUUGGGUUGAAGGCUACUGGCUGUGGAUUAUGUUACUAAGUGUAUUAUGUUAUGUUAUUAUGUAUUCUGUUUUUUUUAUUCGUUCGUAACAAGCAUAUAAACAGUCCAUUCCGCUGCGAUCCUGGAUAGCAAGUCGCAGUUUCACCCGCUUGGUUAUUUACAGUAUAAUCGGCUAAAUGAAUGCAUUUUGAUCGGGACGCUGCAGUGCAUUUAUUGCGCGAUUUUGUUGUUGUAGAUGCAACAAAAUAGGCUUCAGUCUAAUGUUGCGGUUUUGCCACCAAUGCUCGUCAGUUGGCUGUGCAUGCAUUGCACGGCAUUUCACAGACAUUAAUGUUUUGCAACGACCGUAAAAGUAUCUGUAAUAUUCGGAUAUCCGUACAAGAAUAAUAAAAAAAACCCAUAUAGAUUUUCAAGUUGUCGUAUGUUCAGGACGAAACGCUCAGGUCUUGUGCGGCGACUCUGGAGAAGCCGUUUGAUCCCAGAUAAAGAGGGGGAAGAUGGAAAUGGCAAAACUAGUGAGGGCUGUAGGGACGAUCUGUUCGGCAACAACCCAGAGAAAAUUCCCAAAACGGAGCUCAGACCGAUGACCCCUAGCGGGUCUCUUGUAGGGGACAUAGGGGGUGUGUGCACCCGGAGCCCCGUGGAGAGCAGCGACUUGGGGGUCACGUCGGACCAAGAUGGGGGUGCGGUGUGCGCCCAGGAGCAGGGGAGCCCCCGCUCCGUACAGGACAGCGAAUGCAGGACAGUAACGUGCUGCUUAUUUAAAGACCGGGACCACUCCGAGCUUAGGGGUCCAGAGACGGCUCAGGGUACCAGGGAUCCGGGGUCGUGUCACUUCGUGCUGAGGAACCCCGGACCACGGGAUAGCGACUCUCCCGAGGCGCAGGAGGCGAUGCCACGCACGGUGUUAGAGCAAGAACUGAAAUCAGCCACAUAUUCUCUUUUAAAAAGGCUAAAGGAAAAGGCGCUGGAUACCUUACUAGAGGCAGUGGAGUCCAGAGGAGGGAUGCCGAGCGACUGUGUUAUGAUUUCCCGGACAGAGCUGAGGUUGGGCGGCCAUGUGGCAUCCCCACAGCUGCUUGUGUGUAAACUGUACCGCUGGUCCGACCUCCAGCACUCGGCCCAGCUCAAACCGCUCUGUGAGUGUAAGAGUUUUGGGGCCCUGGACAGUCCGACAGUAUGCUGCAACCCCUACCACUACAGCCGGCUCUGUGGGCCAGAGUCACCCCCACCUCCUUAUUCGAGGCUUUCCCCUAAUGAAGAACACAAGCCACUGGAUCUGUCAGACUCCACAUUGUCUUACACUGAAACUGAGGCAGCCAGCUCACCAAACAUCACACCAGGGGAAUUCUCAGAUGCCAGUAUGUCGCCUGAUGCCCCUAAGCAGAGCCACUGGUGUAACGUGGCGUACUGGGAGCACCGCACACGUGUAGGUCGCCUCUACACAGUGUACGAGCACUCCGUCAGCAUCUUCUAUGAUCUACCUCAGGGCACGGGUUUCUGCCUGGGCCAGCUCAACCUGGAACACCGCAGCAGCACCGUUCAGCGCACACGAGGCAAAAUCGGCUACGGCAUCCUCCUCAGCAAAGAGCCGGACGGUGUUUGGGCGUACAACCGCAGCGAACACCCCAUAUUUGUCAACUCCCCUACUCUGGACAUGCCUAACAGCAGAACUCUGGUGGUGCGGAAGGUGAUGCCAGGCUACUCCAUUAAGGUGUUUGACUAUGAGCGUUCGUGCCUCCUGAGGCACACCACAGAGGCUGACCUCCUGGACGGACCCUAUGACCCCAACAGUGUGCGCAUCAGUUUUGCUAAGGGCUGGGGCCCCUGCUACUCAAGACAGUUCAUCACCUCCUGCCCCUGCUGGCUGGAGAUCCUCCUCAACAACCAUAGAUAACACAGACGGACCCCACAAACUAUCCCAAAUAUCAUCUACCUAGAUUUAAUAUAAAGUUUUAUAUAUUAUAUGAAAUAUAUAUUAUACUUGUAAAUACGGAGUCAUUUUUACAAUGUAAUUAUUUAUGUAUGGUGCAAUGUGUAUAUGGACAGGAGGAAAAAAACGGAAAAUGCACUUUGGCUUAUAUAUAUUAUAUAUAUAAAUAUAUAUAAAGAUAAAGAAUCUUUCAAUACCAACUUGAGAAAUUAUACAGCAAAAUUAGGAUGAGCCUGGAUUUGGUGUAUAGUUUUCAUAUACUAUUAAUAUCCAGACAAAAAGCUAACACCAUUCACACAUUGAUAAUAAAGUAUUCGCAUAAUAA